Molecule: messenger RNA, 1049 nt
Organism: Lolium rigidum
Lineage: Eukaryota; Viridiplantae; Streptophyta; Magnoliopsida; Poales; Poaceae
Exons: 4
Coding region: 168-662 (164 amino acids)
Source: RefSeq, a predicted model, not a curated record
CAAGUACAAGCUAAACAUAAUGGUUACCAAUUUGGACGAUCAAAUCAACUGGUGGUUCUAUUCUUGCAAACUAUGCUGGAGAAAAAUGGUUCAGUACGGAACUUCUCGCAGAUGCCCUACCUGCCAUACAUCAGGCGAGCACUACAGGUUGAAGGUCAGUGCAAUAGAUGGAGCCAAACACUGAAGACCUACCCGUCACUGGCCGCUUCACAUUCUUUGGCAACUGCGCCGAGGCUCUAACAGGCAAGGAAGUAGAUCUUCUUGCGCCACUCACUAAAGGUCGUCCUAAUUAUGUCCCUCCUGCCAUUAUUGCCGCGGUAGGCAAGAAGUGCACAAUCACUUGGGAAGUCGACCAGGAAACCUAUGAUGCUAAUCCUGGAGUAGUGUUCCUUACCGUCUCAAAGGCGCAGCUACUGACUGACUCAGUGCAAGUGGUGGAACCUUCUACCCAAAUCAGCUCUGCAAUAGCUGACAAGACGAUUAUGCCAAUUGACCACCACCCAGAAGGCAGCUCCUCACAGGCAACACCUCCGAAAGACGUACUUGAAUCAAUCGAUGCUGAAGAGGAUGAGGACAAAGGCAAAGAAAACAAAGAUAAGAAAAUGAAGAGCAACGACGAUAAAAAGGGACCUGCAAAGGCACUGUUCAAAGGAAAGAAGUAAACUUUCCCUUUUUAGACUACCGUCGCAUGACAAAACGAGUGCAAGCACACUAUCAGGGCGACCAAGCAAAUAAGUGAAGUAGUCACCUACGGAUGCAGCUUCUUACCAACCUUCUACCUUCGCCUCCUAAGUUUAUGUCACCUAAUAUUACUCCAGAUCAAUACCCCUGCAAUCUCUUAGAGUUGCAACCUAAGACUGUAUAUGUAGAAGUUUGCUUUUCAGACCUCCAGUACUACUAUCUAUGUAUAAUUAUCCAGUAUGUAAACCUAUGUUCGUUAUUAUGUGCCUUAGAACUUAAUGGGCUAGCAGCUUACUAACUAUAUUAUCGUUUCAUGUUUUACUGUCGUUGCUUCUGACUGGUGGCUUACACAAAUACCAGCAACUCCA